This is a messenger RNA of Oenanthe melanoleuca, 1878 nucleotides long. It is a transcript of the gene MEI4, whose product is annotated as meiotic double-stranded break formation protein 4. Gene Ontology annotation, biological process: homologous chromosome pairing at meiosis; spermatogenesis; meiotic DNA double-strand break formation. The record is from RefSeq and is a predicted model, not a curated record. Gene Ontology annotation, cellular component: lateral element. The transcript is spliced from 8 exons. The coding region runs from base 1 to 1662 and encodes 553 amino acids. Lineage: Eukaryota; Metazoa; Chordata; Aves; Passeriformes; Muscicapidae.
AUGGACGCGAUGAGAAACCACUGCGCCCUGUUGGACACCCUUGAGCAGGAGGGACUGGCUCACCUGAGAGGGCGCAGCUCAGGGAAGUACCACACGAGGAGGCUGGAGAGGAUCCAUUGUAGCCCAGAAGGUUUAGGAAACUCUAGGAAGAGCAGCAUUGAACUGAAGAAGAGCCAGGGCUGCAAAUCCUACUAUGUCCUUUCCGAGUUCUUACUCUCCAUAGUUCCAUCUCUGCACUCUAGGAGCUCUACAAAGGGGAGAACUCACACCCUGCCCCCGCUCAGCGUGGCGUCCCUCCCCUGGGAGACAGUCCUCUGUGAACUUCUCCAGCGUCAGCCCUUCUAUGGGAUGCAAUUUUUGACACGCUGUUCCAGCAUGGAUCCCUUCUGCGGGCGCAGUCCCCCCGCAGCAGGCGGCGGGAAGCGAGGCCCGCGGGCUCUCCCGACUGCCGCAGGAGCAGCCGCGUCCGAAAUCAAAGAUGGAAGAGAAAAUCAAAUUUGGUAUUUGAAAAUAUCAAAACUAGCAUUGGCUUUUGCAAUUAUCCACUCAAAGCCACCAGGGAAGAGUUCCAAAGAAUACACAGAGUACCUUGCCAAAACUGUAUCCGAACAAGAUUUUGGAUGGAAAUGGAAGGUGGAAGUGCUGGAAGCUGAAGUUCUUCGAUUACGCCAGGAACUUCUUUUGAACAGGAUCUCUCCAAGAUUCUACUUGGAAAACAAAAAACAGGAUACCUCUGCUGAAACUCUUCUGGGUCAGGAAUCUGUAAACCCUGCAAGUUGCUCAAGCCAGCUAGAAGAUUCUGGAUGUGAUGUCUGUAAUGACUCUGCAUUUGAUUCUUUAGGCACAGCUUCAGAUUUUCACCAGUCUGAGCAUAAUGUCAACACUCCUAAACAUUGGUUGGAAAGAGUUCCCCCACUGAAUUUUUGCCAUACUAGCAAGGAGCAAUCUCUGACUGCUCCAGUGCAUUUUUUGCAACGCUUGCUUGAAAUAAGGAAACUGUCAGAAGGAGGAAUUCUUCAAGCAGACUUCUCAGAGCUUGAGAAUGAUUCUUUCACCAUAUGCAAUUCAGUGUCUCAGUUGCUUGAUGGACUGACUGUUUUUUACAAAAGUCCUAAAUUCCCAUCUCCAAGUUUCCUUAAUGAAGGUGUUUGUGUUUUGAUCAGUUUAAUAACUGAUACUAAAUUAUCUAAUCAUGUUUUGAAGAAGUGUUUCAAGAAGAUGGAAGAAUUUAAGAAAAAUCUAAUUAAAAUUAUUUUAAGAAAUAGGAGUGUCAAUAGGUUUCAGGCACUGAAUUCUGUAUCACAAAUGCUGGGUUUGCUAGGAAGGAACAACAUACUAAGGAAUUCUUUAAUAUCUCUUCUCCUGUCAGAAGUUCGUCGGUUUGCUGAGCAGUUGUUGCAGGCUCACCAGGUCCAGUCUGUGUAUGACAUCACCCAAUAUGAGAAUAUGUUUCUUUUGUGCAUGAUUCUGGAACAACUUCUUCAAAAUGAGGCAGAAGAAAGUAACAUUUCAAGCUCAGACUAUGGAGGAGAAGAAAAAAUCAAAUUUCUGAAGAACCUUGAUGAAAUUAUUCUUCAUCUCUCAGAUGAAUUCCCUUUGUUUUCUUUAUAUUUGUGGAGAGUGAGUGUUCUUUUGAACUCAGGUCAAAUGCAAAUUGAUUAAAACAAGCAGCCUACUUUUUAACCAUGCAUUUGUGGUGGGAUUGCAUUGGAAAAUUUUCAGGCCACACAGGGCCUUAUUGGAAAACAUUUACUUUAAACUACUAUUCCAUACAGCAAUUUCAGAGAUAAUGCAAUUUAUUUCCAAUUUUGAGUAUAGAAAAACUGUAAUAAUCCAGGUGCCAUUUUCAAUAAAUGCUGUUUCUUAUAAUAGAAAACA